ACUGAGCGAUGUUGUAAACGAUAUCGUCCAGGAUCUUGCAAAAGAUUUAGGAGUAGCAACAUCCAGAAGUAUGCUGUUUGAUCUUCCCUGCAGCAGCUCAGAACAUACAACCAACAACCCGCAGGACCAUACAUCAUUAUUGUUAUUCAUAGACACUGAACAAUUUGCAGUAUUAUGAACGAUUUGUCAUUCUGAUCCGUCAGAAACGUCCAAAUCGCUCAUAAUAUCGUCUAGUGUAUGGCCACCUUACAUGUGCUCACACGUUACAACGAUUUUCGGGAAAAUGGAACGAUUUAGAAGUAUCUGAGUGAUAAAUCAAUUGGAAAAGGACAUAUCAUUCAGCAUUCCUGAACGAUAACGAUCCGAUGCGCGGUCCCGUUGCUUGUUAGACUCGUGCUCUGAUCUUCCCUCCUGAAGAUAGCAAGGACUGUAUCUUGGAGAGUUUGUCAUUGCCAGAAAGUUCGGUUGCUGCUUCUGAUCCAGAUGGCUUGUCUCUGCCAUGUAUGCUUUGUGAACAUUCUUACAAGAUAACGGACAAGGACAGUCUUCUCAAACACAUGGUUAUUGAGCAUAAGCUUGUAAUUGCUGAUGUAAAAUUAAUAGCAAAUUUCAAGAGAUAUGCCAUUUAUUGGAAGAAAAGAUUUACAGAACAGGCAAUCACCGAUUUCUGUUCAGUUAUAAAGACCAACUCUGAAGCUUCAGAAGAUCAGCAAGAAAACUUCUUCCUCCUGUGUGAUGUUCUCCCAGAAGACAGGGUUUUACGGGAACAGCUCCAACAGGAGAGGCUGAAAAUUAUUUUGGAACAGCAGCAGCAUGAAAGAUCAGACACACGUUUUCAGCGGCUAUGCAUGUUUUGCAGUGAGGAAUUUAAAGGAAACAGAUCCAUUCUGUUCAAUCACAUGAAUAAGGAGCACUCGUUCAAUGUUGGGCUGCCAGAUAACCUUGUAUACUGCAAUGAGUUACUGGAUACAUUAGAGAGGAAAAUGGACAAUCUGCAGUGUUUAUACUGUGAAAAAAAAUUUAGAGACAAAAAUACUCUAAAGGAUCAUAUGAGGAAAAAGCAACAUCGCAAAAUCAAUGCCCAAAACCAUGAAUAUGACCAAUUCUACAUCAUAAACUAUCUGGAAUUGGGGAAGAAUUGGGAGGAAGUGCAAUCUGAAGAUGACGCGGAGAUAAGAGACACCAAUGAACAGGAUUGGUCUGACUGGGAAGAACACCCAGUGUCUGCAGUCUGUCUGUUUUGUGACAAACAGGCUGAUACAACUGAAAAAUUACUGUGUCACAUGAAGGACAGUCACAAUUUUGAUCUUCAGAAAAUGAAAACAGACCUUGGACUGAAGUUCUAUCAGCAAGUCAAAUUAGUGAAUUAUAUUAGAAGGCAAAUCUAUCAGUGUCGGUGCCACGGCUGUCAGGAGAAGUUUCCGUCGAAAACAGAAUUAAUAACUCACAUGGAAGGAGCCAGACACCUAGGAGUUCUUCCGGAGAGAUCCUUGUGGGAUCAGCCGCAGUACUACUUUCCAACCUAUGAAAAUGAUUCCCUCCUGUGCACUCUGUCUGACAGUGAGGAGGACGUAACAGCGCAAGAUCAGGGCGAAGAGAUCCCAGUUAUUGGAGAAGAUCUUUCAAGUCUUGAAGCACUAAAGCAGGCCAGCAUAUUAAACCAACUUAUACAUGACAGGGGGUUGAGGAGCUAAGUGUAUAAUAUGCACACAGCAUAUUUGUGCGUCUCAUAUUAGGAGGAUCCUGAGAAAUGUUACCAGACUGACUGAAUAUGAAACGAACACUGUGAAACAAAAUCGGACAGAAUGAAAUUUCACAUGGCCCCAGCAGGUGUUCAUCUUUAUAUAGAUCUCUCUUUAUUCCAUAUUUCACCUACUCCUGUAAAAUGAAGACUGCAUGCUGUGUAGGUGUCAGCCGCUCGGGCACGGCACAGGGGAAUACGGUGUGCAUAGCUGUCAAGAUACUUGUCACCUAAUUAAGCAAAUGAAUUCCAUAUCAGUUCAAUACACUAGCUUAAUUGCUGCGCUUAUAUCAUUGUAGACAGAUAUUCAUGCUUAACUAAAAUAGGCAAUGUUUCAGUAAUGCUUCACGAGAUCAGACAUUUGUGUGUCUAUAUACAAAAUAUAUAUAUAUAUAUAUGCAAAAAAGACUUUACCCUUCUCACGCGCUUCACAAGAGCAGCACCUCACAGUAAAACCCCUGUUAGCGGGAAAACAAUGUAGAAAGAAUGACCCAGAGGGCGCUAAAAUAUCACAGCCAAUUGUCCAUAAAGCAAGUCUAUAUAGGUUGGUAUUCGGUUCUUCCGACCCCCCCGUAUUUCUAUUGGACUCGAUUGGGAAUUCCAAACAGGAAUCAAUCUCUUGUUCUCUUUAGAAUCCGAUGCUCUGUUAUACUCAACCAGGUAUUUCUCCUAGAAAAUAGCCUCUCACCAGAGACGUAUAGACACCCAAAAAUAAAACCAAUUGGCUGUGAUAUUUUAGCGCCCUCUGGGUCAUUCUUUAUAUAUAUAUAUAUUUGUGUAUGUGCAGCUGUGUGUGUGUGUGUGUGUGUGUGUGUGUGUGUGUGUAUGUGUGUAUAUAUAUGUAGAUAUAUAUAUAUAUAUACACACGCGCGCACACAUAUAAACUGAAUCAUUGUUCUUGGGUUAAACGGUCUGUGCAGAGAAUGUCAGUGACAGCAGCAGCCUCACUGUGCUAAUCUGUACAAGGGAAGACAACCACGCUGUUAGACUGAUGCACAGUGACAAAUGAGCAGCAUAUGUCUAACAUUGUUAUAUUACUCUAGCAUCAUAUCUUAAAGGCAUGAAAAAAGGGUACCAAAAAGCAUGUAUGAUAACAGUGAAGCUGAUUCAGCAGUCAUCCCAAUUUGUUUUUAUUACUUUUAUUUUUGUGCAAUGUUACACAACAGAUUCCAGUACAAUGGCAACAUACAUAUCUGAUUAAUAUGUCUGGACUAGCAUGGCCUUAUUGUAACUGACACUAAAAUAUCAGUAGCCAUAAUCAACAUGUUUACAAUGUGAAGGAGGUAUUGGGAGAUAGCACACUGUGAACUUUGAGGUAAUUCUAUUGCCGUUGUAUGCAUAGCCAUGUGUUUGCAUGAAUUCUAUGAUUAGUAAGUUAGGGUAAAUAAAAUGAACUAAGACAUUAUAUAAGUAGGUGCAAAGGUCUUCUGGUGAGUCAUCCUAGACCUACUGAAAAUGUACCAUGUUUGGGUGAACUUGUGUGACUUGCUUCAAGUAUGCUUUGCUCGUUUUCCAGAGCGGCUUGUUGUCAGAUCUUGCUCUGUAUUAGGCAUGGAAAGGAGGCAUCUAAGGAAUUCCAGUGAAGAGAACCUGGACAUCUGGCCGCGUGUAGAACUUGUAUAUCUAAUUUGCUGGUUUGCCUGUCUUGCCCAUCAGUUUUGUAAGCCCAGGAGUCAGGUUCCAGAGUUUUUAGUGGUCGGGGCUCUAAUUACAUCACUAUAGGUAUCAGAUAUGAUCUCCCAGAAUGCAGCUAUUUUAUGGCAGCUUAAUCAUAUACAGAGAAAUGUACUGCUUUCCCUACAGCCUCCCCAACAUUUAGUGGAAUCAGAAUCCCAAAUCCUAUGUUACCUGGUGGGGACUUGAUACCACCUUUUAGUAUACUUUAUAUGAUUUCUCUUUAAUGUGGGUGGAGAUGGAUAAUUUUAAAAUGUCAUCUUCUGGUUAACAAAAUGUCUGUCCUAUUUAUUGCAUGGUCUUGUUUUCAAUACCUCGACUUCUGAUACCGUUAUGAAGCUUUUGUUAAAACAUGGUGGAAAUGUGCCAUAUGGUGCUGAUGAGGGCAAGUAUAUUAUUUUCUAUUCCAGUGGUUUGUAACAGAAAACACUAGUACAGUUUAGUUUUGGUGUGGAAUCUCCACUUAGACAUAGAACUGAAGACACCAAUAUAUGAUGAUGGUUUUGGACCAGUUCAAUUUGGAGAUAACAUUUGUUGAUAGACCGCCUCAGUUUGGUACACAUAAUGGUAGAUUGGUUUCUGGUCCAGUUUCCAAAUAUGAAGAUAAAUAUUUGCAACAACAAAAAAAAAAAAAUCCUUACUAGUAUGUAAUUUAUUUUGUAGUGUGUCUUCAAUUACCAAGCUUCACACUGGAAGUAUGUGGUGUGGGAUUGCCAAGUGCUAUUUGUUGAAUUGAUGAACCAAACUGAAGUGAGCUCACCGUUUCUCCAAGGUCUUUUAUGUCAGGACUGAUAUUCACAAAAACACAUGCCUGAAAAGCAACAAAGAAACAAAAUAGUACAAAUAUAAUUGUGUGUAAAAAUGAGACACAGGUAUUGAAAGGAGGUGUAACAAAGACAUCACAACUUUAAAUUAGUCUAUUAGCUAUUUUAAAGUCGUGAACAAAAAUUUCCACCUCUUUAAAAUGGUGCUGCACCAAGUCUUUAAGGAAUUUAAAAAAAAAGAAAUCUUAGUAUAAAUCAAUUGUGUUAUUUAGUUCUGGUUAACUGGUAACAUCAACAAUAAAUGAGAAUUAAUUCUGUUCAAACAAAUUGAUAACUAAAUGGGAUCCCUGUAUACUGUGCAUUGUAAAGAAAAUGCAUUAAAAUAAUAUUGUUUUUA
Molecule: messenger RNA, 4576 nt
Organism: Pseudophryne corroboree (corroboree frog)
Lineage: Eukaryota; Metazoa; Chordata; Amphibia; Anura; Myobatrachidae
Gene: ZNF277
Product: zinc finger protein 277
Exons: 12
Coding region: 504-1694 (396 amino acids)
Source: RefSeq, a predicted model, not a curated record